Molecule: messenger RNA, 1515 nt
Organism: Acomys russatus (golden spiny mouse)
Lineage: Eukaryota; Metazoa; Chordata; Mammalia; Rodentia; Muridae
Gene: Ovol2
Product: ovo like zinc finger 2
Exons: 4
Coding region: 488-1327 (279 amino acids)
Biological process (GO): regulation of transcription by RNA polymerase II; epidermal cell differentiation
Cellular component (GO): nucleus
Molecular function (GO): RNA polymerase II cis-regulatory region sequence-specific DNA binding; DNA-binding transcription factor activity, RNA polymerase II-specific
Source: RefSeq, a predicted model, not a curated record
GUGCACAAGAUGGAGGUGUAAGGCAGAGGGUUGAUUUUUAGGAAAAAAAAAAAAAGUCCUUCCUUAAAAAGAGGAGGGGGGAAGAAUCAGACGUUAAAUUCUUUUGCAAACAUUCAUGCCUAAGGAAGGGCAGCCCCGGCCGCCGGAACCGGUCGGACAGGUAGCGAGCUUGUUGACACCGUUAUGUUGCAGGGCGCAUGCUCACUCCCAAGUUUCCUGGUGCCUUUUCUAUUCCACCUUAUGAAACUUUUUCCCCGGCGGUCUCACGCGCGAUUUAAGGCAUAGGUGUCGCUGAGCCCGGAGGCUGCGAGUCACCGGGAGUGAAGGGGAGAGGCCCGGGCAGCGCGGCGGGAGGUGCAGGAAGAGAGCACGCUAGGCGGGAAGGUGGGCUCAGGACUCCGAUAGCCCGGGAACCUAGGCGCCACCGCCGCUACUAGCGGGGAGCUGCCGGGAGGAGGGGGCCGCAGUCGGGAGAGGGGAUCCCACCAUGCCCAAAGUCUUUCUAGUGAAGAGGAGGAGCCUAGGAGUCUCGGUCCGCAGCUGGGAUGAGCUCCCGGAUGACAAAAGAGCAGACACUUACAUCCCAGUGAGCCUGGGCUGUCUACUACGCGACCCCCCCGAAGACUGCCGCAGCGACGGCGGCAGUAGCAGCGGCUGCAGUAGCAGCAGCAGCAGCAGCAGCGCCGGGGAACCCGGAGGGGCCGAGAGCAGCUCGUCCCCGCGCGCUCCGGAACCUGAAACUCCAGAGCUUCACGACGCCGAAGGCCCCGAUGGACACCUGGCAGCGAUGCAGCGCCCAGUUGCCAGGUCAAAAAUCAAGUUUACCACCGGCACCUGCAGCGACUCUGUGAUUCACAACUGUGAUCUGUGUGGCAAGAGCUUCCGCCUGCAGCGCAUGCUCAACCGUCACCUCAAGUGCCACAGCCAGGUAAAGAGGCACCUGUGCACCUUCUGUGGCAAGGGCUUCAAUGACACCUUCGACCUGAAGAGGCACGUGCGCACACACACAGGCAUUCGCCCCUACAAAUGUGAGGUCUGUUACAAAGCCUUCACCCAGCGAUGUUCCUUGGAGUCCCACCUGAAAAAGAUCCACGGUGUCCAGCAACAGUAUGCCUACAAGCAGCGACGGGACAAACUCUAUGUGUGUGAGGAUUGCGGCUACACGGGCCCCACCCAGGAGGACUUGUACCUGCACGUGAACAGUGCCCAUCCAGGUAGCACAUUUCUCAAAAAGACUUCCAAAAAAUUGGCAGCCCUCCUGCAGAACAAGCUGACGUCUCCGCUGCAGGAGACUUCCACCCUGAGUGAAGAGGAGGAGAAAAAGUGAGGAGCAAGCGGAAGUAGAGGAGAAAUGCCCGGUGCCGGUUUACUCGGACUUUUGGUCUGAGGUGUACCCCUCCUCUGCUCCACUGGUUCUUUUUAGUGACAAGUAUUCAUCCCAUCUCUCUUCUCUUUUUGGACAUCAACUGUAAGAAGCACCCCAAAGUUGUCAAUCAUUCUGCCACAACAGGCCCU